Molecule: messenger RNA, 1770 nt
Organism: Apis cerana (Asiatic honeybee)
Lineage: Eukaryota; Metazoa; Arthropoda; Insecta; Hymenoptera; Apidae
Gene: kin17
Product: kin17 DNA and RNA binding protein
Biological process (GO): DNA damage response; DNA replication
Cellular component (GO): nucleus
Molecular function (GO): double-stranded DNA binding
Source: RefSeq, a predicted model, not a curated record
GAAUCCGUACUAAUUUGUGAUAUGUACACAGUGUACGAAUUUUAGUUAGGUUAGUGAGAUAUUAAAAUGGGUAAACACGAAGUAGGAACGCCAAAAUAUAUUGCUAAUAAAAUUAAGGCAAAAGGCUUGCAAAAGUUAAGAUGGUAUUGUCAAAUGUGUCAAAAACAGUGCAGAGACGAAAAUGGAUUCAAGUGUCAUACAAUGUCGGAAUCUCAUCAUAGACAAUUACUGUUAUUUGCUGAUAAUGCUUCUCGUUAUAUGGAUCAGUUUUCAAAAGAGUUUUCUCAGGGUUAUUUAAAUUUAUUAAAAAGACAAUUUGGUACCAGAAGAGUGCCUGCUAACCGUGUUUAUCAAGAAUAUAUCUCAGACCGGGGACAUAUACAUAUGAAUGCUACAAUUUGGCUUACAUUAACUGCAUUUGUUAAAUGGCUUGGACGUACUGGACAGUGUGUUGUAGAUGAAACAGAGAAAGGCUGGUACGUAACGUAUAUUGACAGGGAUCCAGAAACACUUGCAGCGCAAGAAAGAAAAGCUAAAAAACAAAAAAUGGAUAAAGAUGAUGAAGAAAGAAUGAUGGAAUUUAUAGAAAAACAAGUAGAAAAAGGCCAACAAGAAAGUAACGAACAAUCUGAAAGUAUCAAAGAGCCACUUAAACGACUUGACAGUGAUGCACCUUUAGUCCUUAAUAUGAAAAUAAAUAAAAAACCAAAAUUACUUCCCAUUAUAAAACAAGAAAAAAUAGAUAAAGAUUCUAUCAGUAAUGAAUCGACUUCUAUGAUUUCUGAUGUAAAAUCUGAGGAACCAAACAAAGAAUAUACAGAUAAGGAAAAGAAUUCAGCAAAAAUAGAAAAAGAUGAAUCGAAACUUAACAACGAUAAUGAUAAUAUGGAAGGAUGGUUAAGAGAGGGUUUAAUGGUAAAAGUAAUAACCAAGACUCUUGGAGAUAAAUAUUAUAAGUCUAAAGGCAUUAUUCAAUCUGUUGAAAAUUCCAAUUUCAUUGGAAAAGUCAAAUUGCGAUCGCCUGAAGAAGUUGAGAAUCAUGUUAUAAAAAUAGAUCAAGAAUAUCUAGAGACUGUAAUACCUGCUAUAGGAAAAGAAGUUAUAAUUCUUUGGGGAAAAUAUAAAGCAAUGAAGGGUAUUGUGCAUAAGCUUCACAUAGAACAUUAUAGUAUAGAUGUAAAAUUGGAAAGUGAUAAUACUAUAGUAAAAAAAUUACCAUAUGAACAAAUUUGUAAAUAUGUAAGAUGAUUUUUUAAAUUACAGAGAUUUGUCAUUUAUUCAAUUUUUGUGAUAAAAUAUAUUAUUUAUUAAUAAUAUUUUGAUUAAUACAUAAAACGGAACAUAUUUCUCUUUUCGUUUUUACUUUGUAAAUUUUUGAUACUUAUGUAAUUGUAAAAUAUGUUUAAAUAUUCUAUUUGUAUAAUAUAUUAUAUAUUAAUAUACAUUUAAAACUUAUAUUUAUAUUUUUUUGUGUCAAGUUCAUACAAAAAUAUAUAAAUAAUAAUAAAUAGAAAACAUCUUAAACUUGAUUAUAAUUAUUUUUUAGCAGAAACAUAUAAAUUUGAUCGAUCAAAUAAUCAAAUAGUCGUAGUUGCACGUAAUCUAUAACCUCGUUUCUAAUAAUACGCCUCCUAAUCAGCCUGGAUUAAAUUCAAUUUAUUUUGCACUUUGAUAAUAUAUAUUCAUAUGUUAUAUACAUAUCACACAAAUAAUUUUUAUUUAUAUAACAAUAAUAAAUUAUCGAAUAAUUAAAUCAGUCAAAAAUAAUAA